Messenger RNA from Nymphaea colorata (pocket water lily), 1703 nucleotides. RefSeq lists its product as uncharacterized. Lineage: Eukaryota; Viridiplantae; Streptophyta; Magnoliopsida; Nymphaeales; Nymphaeaceae. The record is from RefSeq and is a predicted model, not a curated record. The transcript is spliced from 7 exons. The coding region runs from base 268 to 1365 and encodes 365 amino acids.
UUGUCUUUGAGGCGACGACGUAUUUCCAGAUUCAGAUUCUUGGGUUCACCACCAAAGAGCCAGAAAGAACCACCGCACCCCCAUUUUCCGCCAUCACACCCCGCUGCUUCUUCUUCUUUUUCUCCCUCUCUCGCCGGCCUUUUCAGUGCUCCACCAGCGUGUUGACUUCAGCCUCUUACGUCGUCCUCCUCCUCCUCCUCCUUUUCUCUCUGUUCUAAACAUCCAGCAAGCUCUCUUCUCCUGCAUUUGUGCGGUUGCCUUCUUGGGAUGCAUGCAACUCAGCAGGAUGGGCCCUACUCCGAAAAUCUGACAAGCAAUGGCGCCACCAACAACACCGGCGAAGAUGCAGAUACCGCGAAAAAGCACGCCACCAGUGUCGUCACGGUAAAGUUCGUCGACACCUAUGAGUUCCCCGUGGAAGGAAAUCUUGAAGAUGUCAAUGUCUUGAAUGAGGUGAGAGAGAGGGUGAGGCAGCAAUGGCGGGCCUGGUUGGCUGUGGAGGACAGCAAGGGCAAAGAUUGGUACCUCAAGCAGCAGAAAUCCGAGGGCAUUACGGUUUCGUCAUUGCGGAUAUCCGUUUUGGCAAACUCAAUCUUACUGAAACGGCUUAUUCGGAAGGGGAUUCCCCCUGUUUUAAGGCCGAAGGUCUGGCUGUCUGUAUCUGGCGCCUUGAAGAAGAGGUCGACCGUCCCGGAGAGCUAUUACGCCGAUCUCACCAAGGCUGUGGAAGGCAAAGUCACGCCUGCCACCCUCCAGAUUGAUCACGACUUACCACGUACAUUCCCAUGCCAUCCUUGGCUGGACACUCCAGAUGGUCAUGCAUCUCUGCGGCGUGUUCUUGUUGGCUAUUCAUUUAGGGAUUCUGAUGUUGGUUAUUGUCAAGGAUUAAAUUAUGUGGCUGCCUUCCUAUUGCUUGUGAUGAAAACAGAAGAAGAUGCAUUCUGGAUGCUUGCUGUUCUUUUGGAAAAUGUGCUUGUCAAUGACUGCUAUACUGGCAAUUUAUCAGGUUGCCAUGUUGAGCAAAAAGUAUUCAAAGAUUUGCUUGCAAAAAAAUGUCCAAAAAUUGCUGCUAAUUUGGAAGCUAUGGGCUUUGAUGUGUCUCUUGUAGCCACAGAAUGGUUCUUGUGCCUAUUCUGUAAAAACCUGCCAUCGGAGACGACGAUGCGGGUUUGGGAUGUUUUGUUCAAUGAGGGUGUGAAGGUUCUCUUCCGUGUUGCCUUAGCAAUUUUCAAGAUGAAGGAGGAGGAAUUGUUAAAUGCCCGUCAGGUGGGAGCUGUAAUUGACAUUUUGCAGACGACGUCUCAACAUCUUUUUGAUCCUGAUGAACUGUUGACAGUUGCUUUUGACAAGAUUGGGGGACUGUGACACAAGUAGAGCAUCAGAAAAGUUGAACCCUCCAGUAUGGUGCCGCCCUAUCAGAGACUAAGAAGGCUGUAAAGCCAAAAGGAGUUUGACACUUUCAGCAUGUGAUGUGUUGACAUAGUUCUGCCGUCCUGUUGAAAAUGAUUUUUUGUAACGUAUCGUCCCAAUUGGUUACAAGGAAAAAUACUACCUUGUUCUGUAAACUCUUGAAAGGAAAACUACAGCCUAAACAUGGUCAUUUAUGUACUUUCAGAAGGUUUCCUUCUGCCGAACAUAACCGAAAAAUCAAAUGUUCGAAAAGUUGCUGUCUUACUGCUAAUUUCAUUGGAAACGGGCAACCC